CCCUUAUUCAUUGGCCUAGAGGGCCCUCAAGGUUCGGGCAAAACGUAUGUUUCUACUAAAUUGGUGAAAGAGCUCUCAAUAAAGUUCCAAAAACUUAAUAUAAUACGAUGUUCAUUGGACGACUUCUACCUCACUUUUGAGGAACAGGAGAAUGUUAGCGAGUUGAGCAGAGGAAAUGUAUUACUACAAGGGCGUGGGCUACCAGGAACUCAUGAUCUCCGAUUGUUAUCUGAUUGUCUUGCACAGAUCGAGAAAGGCAGCGGUAAUGUUACAAUUCCAUUUUAUGACAAAUCAUUACACAAUGGUAAGGGGGAUCGUGCCCCUGAAAACGAAUGGACCCAUUUACAGGGCCGCAAAGUUGAUGUGGUCCUUUUUGAGGGCUGGUUUGUUGGAUAUCGCGCGUACAAAAAUGAGAUGAUAUUGAAACACAAAUGGGAGGAAAUCAGAAAGCAACACGAGCCAAAAUUCGAUUCUGUUAAAUAUGAACACAUCGCGAAGCUUGACCUAGAUUUGAGUCUUUACGAACAAAUCUGGGCAAAAUUCGACUGCUUUUUAUACAUUACAACUUCUAAUCUGGCCAAUGUGUACGUUUGGAGACUCGAACAGGAGCAAUCAUUGAUAAAGGCCAAGGGAACAGGUAUGACGGACGAAGAGGUGGAACAAUUCGUGGACAGAUACAUGCCGGCAUACUAUCUGUAUUAUGAA
Molecule: messenger RNA, 705 nt
Organism: Ogataea polymorpha
Lineage: Eukaryota; Fungi; Ascomycota; Pichiomycetes; Pichiales; Pichiaceae
Exons: 1
Cellular component (GO): cytoplasm
Source: RefSeq, a predicted model, not a curated record